Molecule: messenger RNA, 2333 nt
Organism: Xenia sp. Carnegie-2017
Lineage: Eukaryota; Metazoa; Cnidaria; Anthozoa; Malacalcyonacea; Xeniidae
Exons: 10
Coding region: 434-988 (184 amino acids)
Source: RefSeq, a predicted model, not a curated record
AGACCCCAGUACUGUAGGACAUCUGGAGUGAGUUUUAUAGAUCACAAGUUCACAACAACUGCAUUAUCUGACAUGCUCAAGUACAUAAACUAAACAAGACAAGAAAACUGUCGUUGGUUACCCAACGGUAACUAAAAUGUUUGUUUUCGCAAACAGUAUAUGACAGGUCAGGUCAACUGCGUGUGUAAGCUGCUGAAUAUCUCAUCAUCAAUCCUGUGCCGUGGUUCAUUUUAAGGGUUUUGGAGGGUUUUUUGAUGACAUUGGUAUGUUCUACGCAUGUGCUGAUUGUUUUGGAGUUGUCGGUUAUGAAAUGAACGACGCAUUGGAACGAAGUAGCGAAAUAUGUCGAAUAUAUUGUUUGUCCUCAUUAGGUUGAAAGCUUAUACUAAAAAAGUAAAAUAAAAACAGGAUACAGACGGCAAGUACAGGAAGAAUGAGAUACACGAAUGUCUUUUGUGGUCGCUACAGCCUUCGAACAGGCGUGAAAACAAUGGCAUGGUUUUACAUUACUUUGUAUUUCAUCAACUGCAUCUUGAACAUUGCUUCAACCGACAUAGCAGCGAGUUAUAGAGAAAACGUGAACAAGGACUUUGAAUACAGCAGAAUCCAGUUACUUAUAUAUCACUAUAUAUGUCUCACUUUUGGUAUUGUCACCAUUUUUCUGUCGAUUAUUCUUCUUGUUAAAUUUACUGAGUCAGAGGAUUUUCUUCAUUUCACGGUGAAGUGGAACAUUAGCAGAUGUUUCAUUGCCCUCGUUGCGAUAGUAUACGUCGCAGUAGAAAUGAACCAUAUCUUGACUGUCAGCUUAUCAACUAUCAUCAUCAUGAUCGACCUUUGCGCUUCGGCUUAUUUCACAGGUGUUGUGGCAUCAUACAUUAAAGAACUAGAACAUCCCAUUGGACAGGUGGCAUACACCACACAUACUGGUCGAAGAACUGCCUGUUUCUCAAAAGAAAAACGAGCCAGAUCAAGUGACCUACGUGAAUGAAAAGCUCGGGACAUCGUCGCAGUCGGCCGAUGAUUUUGAGGAAAUAGAGUUGAAAGACGACAUCGGCAGUAAACCGGCAACAUCGCAACCUUCCACGUCAGAAAAGACAAACUUGGGGAAUUCCCAGUUAGACGGAAAACCUUUGACGAAAGCACCGUCAGAUCAAGGCGAGACAAACGACAAGGAAGGAAUGUCGGAAAACGAAAUUGAUGAAGAGAAAGAAAAAAGCCCUGAACAACAAAAACAAGAAAACGACACUGCUGGCAAAACUGAAGAUGAUGCCACAGAGAGCCCAAAUGUCGAUCAAGUUAAAGAAGACCUUUCUUCCAAUCAAAAAGACGGAAAUGGCAACGUUGCAACACCUAUAUUUGUGGUCAUACAACCAAGUUUGGAGGACAAAUCGGAGGCGCUAUCGAAAGAGACUGGAGAGGACAAGAGCAAAGAAAAUGAAGGAUUUGAAGAAACUCCAUGAAGACAACGACAGCAUGCAUGUUAAUGUGAAAUUUACAGAGUAAAGUGUAAAAUUCGAUAUUUAUUGUUCGGAAUUCAUCGAAACUCCACACGGAGGGCGAUUCUCUUGAUUACCUUUGAUUAAAGCAAGUUUAUAAGAUGGGAAAGAUGAGAAGAAAAUGCGCGGAAUUUCAUCCAGGGCAUGCGUUUCUUCUGAUUUUAAAAUUGAGAUGAAAAUAUUCACAAUGAAAUUUUUUUUUGCCUAUUUUGCAAGAAGCGGUAAUUCGAUAUCGACACAAUAUUUGGCACUUUCACUAUUAUUCAUAUGAAUAAACUAACGAUUAAUUAGUUGUGAGAAAGAAGGGAAUGCAGAAAAGAUUUAGGGAUCUAGGGAAAGUCGAAAUAAUUUGCAACAGUUAAUUCUUGUAGUCUGAUAUACAAGGUGUAUCAAUCAAUCGUGAAAUUUCAACGCCUGAUAAUCAUGCUAAUCCCAUCGGUGCAUUCCUCUUUACGUUUUGCUCUUAUGUCGAAUUACCUGGAGCAGAAAAGCUUUUGUGCUUGUGACAAAUAAAGUAUUAUAUUCACGUAGUUGACAAAAUGCACCACCGUGGAUUAGCAUGGUGAUAGGCAUAGAAAUUAUCACGUUCUUUAAUUUCUAAAGUUUUUCUUUCUUCAUACACCAUGUAUGUUUCCAUUUGAAAUACCAGUAUAGACGUUUAUAAACGAUAGCAACGUCGUGAAAGUAUUUCGAAUGAAAAAUUGAGUAAAGCUAUAUACAGAAUUUAUUUCUAGUAGCGCUAGUGAAUGUUUUUGUUUGUUUCUGAAACAUCUCUUAAAGUAUUAGAAAAUCUGUAAAUAGUUUUGCAUUAAUUGAAUAAAUAUGCAGCCAGACAAA